UAAACACAUCGCUGACCGCUAAAGACAGAACUGUAUCAGCGUUCGGGAAACGAAUCACUAAAAUACUCCAACCAUGCACUCUCACACCAUUACUUUGAUCGUGUUUGGAAUUAUUGCUGCAGCAACUGCUGCUCCAUCACCAGAUGGACACAGUCAUCAUCACGUGAAAAUUCACGUGCCCUAUCAUGUGCACACGGUCCAUCAUCAUCAUGUGAAAAAAAUUCCCUAUCCAGUUCAUCAUGUUGAAAAGGUUCAUGUACCCGUUCAUGUACCAGUUCAUCAUGUUGAAAAGGUUCACGUUCCAGUACCAUACAAAGUAGUCGAAAAAGAAUACGUGCCUGUUCCAAUUCACGAAAAACACGAGAUUCCAGAACACCAUGGAUCCCAUGGAGGAUGGUGGGAUUGAGACUGAUCUUUCUCAAAAAUAAAAAUAAAAAAAGAUUUAUACCAAAAGUGAUUCGUUCUCAAAAAAAAGUCUUGCCAACAAGAUGAAAAAUAUUGCAACUUCAAAGAAAUUUUCAAAAAUCCAGUCAAAACCUCAAAAAAAAAAAAAAUUAAAAAAAAAUAAAAACAAGGUGAUAAAAAUCGUCCGCAGCUAAGAUAUAGUAUUAAUUAAGAAUUUAAUUAUAAGUCACGAUGAUGCACGAAUGAUUAAUUCGUAAACAAAUUCACUGAUUAUUAAAUAAUUGUACAUAUGAAUUUAUAUACCUAUAUAAGUUUUAUGUUUAUUUAUAAAUAUAUACAUAUUUAUAUAUAAAUAUAAAAUUUAUUUUUGCAUGCAUAGAUUAUAUAAAUAAAGCACUCUUUUUUAUAAAAAAAAA
Leptopilina boulardi is the source of this 821-nucleotide messenger RNA. RefSeq names its product histidine-rich glycoprotein-like. Bases 74 to 406 code for a protein of 110 amino acids. The record is from RefSeq and is a predicted model, not a curated record. The transcript has 4 exons. NCBI's taxonomy places the organism in Eukaryota, Metazoa, Arthropoda, Insecta, Hymenoptera, Figitidae.